Messenger RNA from Pocillopora verrucosa, 951 nucleotides. The record is from RefSeq and is a predicted model, not a curated record. Lineage: Eukaryota; Metazoa; Cnidaria; Anthozoa; Scleractinia; Pocilloporidae.
GCGAAAAAGUUUUAAUAAUUAUAGGCGGUGACGACAACUAUGUGGGGAGAGAAGAGGAAAACGAAGCCGUCAUGUCACGUUGGGCUCGGAGGAAAGUUUCGUCACAAUUCGAGGAGGAAUAUCUUGACGGACGAAAAAGUUUCAUUUUUUCUUGGCACAAAAACCACCGAGAGAUUCACGAGAAAGCUCUUCUACACUUUUUUGAACCAAGUAAGAUGAGUGAAAAGUUUGAUUAUCAUGAGCCAGAAAUGAGUCUAUCAGCCGACACUUCUAACGCAACAGCUGAGGAAAAUAUCCAAGGGCUGAAUCCUCAACCAGAGAUCACACAAUCGACGCCGUCCAACGUUCCAGAGAAUAUUUCAGUGUAUCCAACGGAUGAGGUCGAGUAUGUAAAUGAAUUUGAAGCAUCUUACAAAAAGAACAAGGAGGAAGUAAUAGUUGUUGUGGGUCCUCGUGAUAAGAUUCCGUCAGGGUUGUCCCUGAAUUAUCCAGAAGGUUCAGUGCUUCUAGAUACUCGGCUUCGCCAUGGGGAAGUCUCAGACGACACGAGAGAUGUGGUGCAUAGAGAGGACGGAUGGCAAGUACCGGAAGGCUACAGGGACCAUCUAAGAAGUAUGCACGCGGCAGAAACCAACCUUAGAGUAAAGUUUGUAGUUCGCCAAAACCAACUAACCACAAUUAUAAUCCGAAACUGGUUUGGACCGCUUUUGGGGGGAUGUUGCACAAUACUCUGAGCCUUAACAAAGGCUAAAUUUUUCAACAAAUUUUCGUUAGCAACCCAGAAGUAAUCUAUAUACAUAUAUUCUUUUUUCGGGCAGAAGGUUGACCACUCGUCAAAAAAUAGAUAAUCUUUAACUGCGUUUUUGAUGCAUGGCAAAGUUUACUUUAGUACUGAGUUUGAAAGCUUGUGGAAAUUGAAAUCAUUUUAAUGACAUUAUUGAUAUAAUACUA